AUGAAAUAAAGGCCAACAACUGCGAAAGUUCCAAAAACCAUAGAUUAAAGGGAAAUUCAAUAGCUUCAUGAUCUAGAUAGUACUUAAGUAGUUAGAAUCUAGGUCGUUAAUAUCAGCUAAUCGGCAGCAAUCUGUCUCAUUUUACAAUUUUGAAUGAAUUGGGGAAAGGUUCCUAUGGAGUUGUUUAUAAGGUGAAAUCUAAUUAGGAUGGGAAUAUUUAUGUGCUCAAGAAGAUCAAUCUAACUCAUCUGAAACCAAAGCAUCAAGGUAUGUGUGUUUCAUAUUAAAAGCUGAGGCACUCAAAGAGGCAUAACUUUUGAGGAAACUGAAACACCCAAAUAUCAUCACAUAUUAUAUGAGUUUCAUUGAACAAGACAAUCUUUGCAUCAUUAUGGAGUAUGCAGAAGGAGGAGAUCUUUAGAAAGUAGCCAUCCCUCACUUAUUUAGUUACUAAAAGAUUAUAAGGAGAGAAGGAAAUUUAUGUAAGAAGAAACCAUAUGGGAGACAAGUAGGGAACUCAGUUCAGCAUUGUAGCAUCUGCAUGAAAACAACAUCAUUCACAGAGAUAUUAAAACACUCAACGUAUUUCUAACAAAGGAUAAACGUGUGAAAUUGGGGGAUCUAGGAGUAUCCAAAAUAUUCAAUUCAGACACAGCACUCUAAGGCACUCGAGUGGGAACUCCCUUAUAUUUGUCCCCAGAACUUGUCUAGCAUUAGCCCUAUGAUUACAAGGUUGAUAUCUGGGCCUUGGGAUGCGUUGUAUUUUAUAUGGCUGCAUUGGAACCUCCCUUUUAGGGCGAGAAUUUGAUUGCCUUAGGAUAUAGUAUAGUUAAUAGAGCUCCUAAAACAUUGCCGCCUCAAUAUUCUACAAGUACGAAUUUUAUAAGUAAACUAUCAAAGGACUAAGUCAGUUCAUUUGGAAGUUGCUUGAGAAGAUUCCAGCCUUGAGACCCAGCAUAUAAGAAGUCAAUACAAUAUAUUUCCAAUAAAGGAGUCAGCCAUAGAGAAUUUCAUAGUAGAUUUUAUUAAUUACAUAGACAACUUGAUGAUGCAUUGCCUUAGAUGUAAUAUCAAUAGCACUAAUAAUAAAGGCCAUAAACCUCAAAUCCCAAAUCGUAUGCAAUGUAGGCUUAGGAGACUGAAAAGAUGAAGAAAACUAGGAAACCACAGCAGCAAGAUUUAAUUAGUAAUGGGUCAGAUACAAUUUACAUGGGAGAUGUUAUUGAUAUGACCUAAAAGCAAGUAGAAAAUGAGCAAAUAUCGAGAGCCUUAUAAUAUUAGUAGUUGUUGAAAGAUCAAUAGGAGAAGUUAGAGAAGGAGCGACUUGAAAGAGAGAGGAUAGACAGAGAGAGACAAGAGAGAAUGGAUAGAGAGAGAUAGGAGAGACUGGAGAAGGAGAAAUAAGAAAGAUUGGAAAGACAAGAGAGACUUGAAAGAGAGAAAAUGUAGAGAUUGGAGAAGGAAAGGUAAUUAAAAGAAUAACAGGAACAAGAAAGGCUUAAGUAAUUAGAAUAAUAAGAAUAUAAACAUACUUAAUAAUAGUAAUAAUAAUAGGUCUUAAAGAUUCAAUCUAACAAUGUUGAACUCUACAUUCAAGAUAUCGAUGACAAAUAAUUUUAAGAGGAAAGGAAGAACUCAUUUUCACUAGAAUAAGGACCAAAAUUUAAACUUGAAAUGAAACACUCUAAACCAUAAAAUACCUAUAAACAGAAUGUGUAAAUCAGACCUUUAUCAGCCUAAGCAAGAGGGUCUUCAUUUGCUAAUAUCUCUUGCAGGGCUAAAUUAAUUCCAGUGUAACAAAAUCAAUCAGUCAAGGAAGUCAAAAAGUUCACUAUUUUAGAUUUGAACCCAAAUUCAAACUAGCCAUCUGUGCAUUAAGAGGUACCUCUACCACAGGAACCUUACAUUAAAUACCCAAAUAGUAAUGGUGGUUAAAAUACUGUAAUUAACAAUGUUAAUAACAUUCUAAAUGCCCAACCGAAUAAAACCAAAGAAAAUAUUCGUAUCAAAAGUGCUCUUAUUAUAUAAUACUCAAAUAAAAGAUAACAACAAGAUCAACCAUCAAAUUAAAUUGUUAAGCAUUACACAUUAAAGGAUUUGGUAGAGUCAUGA
Molecule: messenger RNA, 2112 nt
Organism: Paramecium octaurelia
Lineage: Eukaryota; Ciliophora; Oligohymenophorea; Peniculida; Parameciidae
Source: the annotation of a GenBank genome assembly